Messenger RNA from Phacochoerus africanus (Common warthog), 2911 nucleotides. It is a transcript of the gene MTMR8, whose product is annotated as myotubularin related protein 8. Gene Ontology annotation, cellular component: nuclear envelope. The coding region runs from base 32 to 2188 and encodes 718 amino acids. Gene Ontology annotation, biological process: dephosphorylation; negative regulation of autophagy. The record is from RefSeq and is a predicted model, not a curated record. Gene Ontology annotation, molecular function: phosphatidylinositol-3,5-bisphosphate phosphatase activity. Lineage: Eukaryota; Metazoa; Chordata; Mammalia; Artiodactyla; Suidae. The transcript is spliced from 14 exons.
CUAUUUUUCUUGCCCUUUAAGAUGUAAUCUCAUGUUAUUUACUCCUAUUGAUUUAUUCAGAUUUGAUAACUGCCAUUUCCUGCCAACAAGAUUGGUAAUCCAGCAGGCUCUUCUGUCCUGUUUAUCUUCCACACACAUCUAUCCCAUCAUGGUAGAAAACGUGAAAUUACUGGAUCGUUGUGUGGGUAAGAAACCAGCUAAUGGGAGUCUAUACCUUACUGCAACCCACCUGAUCUAUGUGGAGGCUUCUCGUGCUGCCCGAAAAGAGACAUGGAUUGCACUGCAUCAUAUUGCCACUGUGGAGAGGUUGCCUAUCACUACCCUGGGUUGUCCCCUGAUCCUCCACUGCAAGAACUUCCGGGUGGCCCACUUUGUUUUAGAGUCUGACAUUGUAUGCCAUGAGAUUUAUAUUUCACUGCUCAAGCUUUCUCGGCCAGCAUUACCUGAAGAUCUUUAUGCUUUUUCUUAUAAUCCCAAAUCCUCAAAAAAAAUGAGGGAAAGUGGAUGGAGACUGAUUGACCCAAUAUCAGACUUUGGACGUAUGGGAAUACCUAACAGGUACUGGGCCAUAACAGAUGCCAACAGAAACUAUGAGAUAUGCAGUACCUACCCUCCUGAAAUAGUGGUUCCUAAAUCCAUUUCAUUGGGAACAGUGGUUGGAAGUUCAAAGUUCAGAAGUAAAGAACGUGUACCUGUGCUUUCCUACCUCUACAAAGAGAACAAUGCUGCCAUUUGCCGCUGUAGCCAGCCUCUGUCUGGAUUUUAUACCCGUUGCAUAGAUGAUGAGCUCUUGCUAGAGGCCAUUAGCCAGACGAACCCAGGGAGCCAGUUUAUGUAUGUUGUAGACACAAGACCUAAGUUAAAUGCCUUAGCCAACCGAGCAGCUGGGAAGGGAUAUGAAAAUGAAGACAACUAUGCCAACAUUCGCUUCAGGUUCAUGGGCAUUGAGAACAUCCAUGUGAUGAGAAGCAGCGUGCAGAAACUCUUGGAAGUUUGUGAAUUGAAAACUCCAACAAUGAGUGAAUUUCUUAGCGGCCUGGAGAGCUCAGGGUGGUUGAGACACAUUAAAGCUAUUAUGGAUGCUGGAAUUUUCAUUGCAAAGGCAGUUAAGGUAGAAAAGACUAAUGUCUUAGUCCAUUGUUCUGAUGGGUGGGACCGCACAGCACAAGUCUGCUCUGUGGCCAGCAUCCUCUUAGAUCCAUUUUAUAGGACAUUCAAAGGACUCAUGAUCCUGAUAGAGAAGGAAUGGAUAUCCAUGGGCCACAAGUUCUCCCAAAGGUGUGGCCACCUGGAUGGGGACCCUAAAGAAGUAUCCCCUAUCUUCACACAGUUCCUCGACUGUAUCUGGCAGUUAAUGGAACAGUUUCCUUGCGCAUUUGAGUUUAAUGAAAAUUUCCUGCUGGAAAUUCAUGACCAUGUUUUCUCCUGCCAGUUUGGGAACUUCCUUGGAAAUUGCCAGAAAGAUCGGGAAGAUAUGAGAAUCUAUGAGAAAACCCAUUCCCUGUGGCCUUUCUUGGUUCAGAGGAAACCAGACUUCAGGAACCCUCUCUAUAAAGGCUUCACUGUGUAUGGGGUACUCAAUCCUAGUACUGUGCCCUACAACAUUCAGUUCUGGUGUGGAAUGUAUAACCGCUUUGACAAAGGACUGCAGCCCAAGCAGAGUAUGCUAGAGAGCCUCCUGCAAAUUAAGAAGCAGAGAACAGUGCUGGAGGCAAAUGUGCACAAACUAGAAAAGAAACUGAAAGGCCAUGAUGAGUCACCUGAAGAAGUCUGUACCUGCUCUCAAUUAGGGAAUUUAUUAUCUCAGCAUCUGGGAAGUCCUUUGUCCAGUCCUCUUGGCUUUAUGGGUGUUGAUGGAGACCUCAGUACCUUGAUGGAGAAUGGCACUAUUUCCAGGGAAGGAAGCCUUCAAGUUCAGUUGGAUCAAGUCAAAAGCCAAUGGGAAGACCUCCACCAUGACUGUUAUGGGAUCAUGGACAACCUUAGGGCCAUAAACAUUUCUGGGGAUGUGGGAUUCUCUGGAGACAGAGGCAUCUCUGGCAACACAGGCACCUCUGAGGCUAUAGGCUUCUAUGGAGACAUCAGCAUCUCUGAGGCCAUGAGCUUCUCUGGGAGCAUGGUCAUUUCUGAGGACACAGGCCUCUCUAAGGCCAGCACCAAGGAAGCAGGCUGCUCUAAACACCAGUGAGCUACUCAUCUGUUUCCAUGCUGGGUGCACCUCUGACACUCACAAUGGCCCUUGUUCCCCUCAGAAAGACUGUGCUGCUUUUCUAAUUGUUUAAAUGGGUGAGGUCAGGGCAUCACUACUCUCACUUAAGAGUCUAGAAGGGAAUUUAGGGCCUUUAGUAGCUAAGCAACCAGUAUAUGCAUGUCAAGCAGCCCAGAAUACAGGCAAGAGAAAUAAUGUGUUAUUAUUCUAUAAUGGGAUUUAGCUUUGAAAAUGUUGUUUUUCAGCUUAGAAAUUAGGCUUAGAAAAUUACCAUUUUCCUUAAAGAUCAGCCUCUCUUACUUUUCCACCCUUAACUACUGUAACAUGAAAACAAGUGGAAAUAUCAUCACAGUGAAGAGUUAAGAUCCUUAUGAGGGCAUAGAGAUAUGGUGUGCAACAGGUAACUGAAUUGCAAAAUUGAGAUGGGGGUAGAUGUGUUCCUGUGCUGAGAACAGCUGGGACUUAUUAGACUGAGUAAAUUGAGCCUUGUUUUUCUUUGACACUUUCAAGGAGAAAGUUAAUUGCAGGAGCUGAGCUCUGCUGAAGUAAAAAGAUAAGAUAACCACCUCAAUCACUCCUAGAGUCAAAAAGAUCUCCCCAAUUAUACAUGCACAGUAAGAUUUCUUGGGGUCAAAAAGGGAGGGGGUGCCAGGCCAUAAUAAGUCCUGAUACCAUCCCAGAACCCUUUGUUCUGGAAUCCAU